GUCUGCGAGCAAGAACAAGGAUCGUCUGGAAGAUAUCGAUACAAGAGUGCAGGGAAGACUUCUGCGAGACGAGAACUGUGCUUUGAAGGGGGUUUAUUUUCUUUGGCUUAUAUUACUGCGGUUGGAACGCGAAGAGCGAGCGGAAAAGAAAUUGAGAUCCACUAAUAGUGGCGAUGUCCAGCAGCGCGGUAGCAUUCGAAGCGCGGUCAAAUAACUACAGCUUUGGCAAUGUCUUCAAAACUCUCACAAAGGGACUCAAGUCCUCCUACACAUCUGCUGCUGCGUCCGACGCGAACUCUACGACUCUACUAAGCCACCGGCGACGGAGCAAGGUUGCCGGUGUUGGCCUUCAUGUGUUGAUCGCGCGACUUCGGGAUGACAACGUGCCAGAAGAACGAAUGGCGGCGGCUGAAGCGCUCAUGAGAGCGGUCAAGACUACUACUGUCUCUGACAGCCUUGUUGAGACCUGGUAUGCGGCACAGGAUAUGCUGAGUCUGACGAACCCUCCCGAGCUCCGUCGUUCGGCUUGGCAGCUUUUGAUGACCUGCAUCGCCUUUGACGCAGACGACGACUCUCUCUCUGUGACGAAGCUGGUGUACUAUCGAACAAUAGUCGAGCGGCCGGUCGGUGAUGACUUUGACUUACAGCUUGCGGCGUUCAGAGCUCUCACAAAAGAUGGAAGAGAGCUGCCGGUCCUGGGUCCGUCCGAGAGUCCGUUUGUGCUAAUCAUCUCGACAUGGCUGCGCGUCAUUUUCAAGACUGUCGAAAAGGCACGCUCGUCUUCGGCGGCGAACCUGCAGGAGUGCGAAAAGUCCUUGCGCGCAAUCUGCUCAUAUACUAUCAACGUCAUCAAGUUCAACUACUACGCUUUCGACGAGAAAGAUAUCGUCUCUCUUUUACGCGACAUCUUAAACGUCUGCCGCCGGUCGUCUAGCAAGUCAGACACCGUGGAAGGAAUUGCAAUGAUCAGCACUCUCACCGUCUACGGAAACCUACCGAUAUCCAUGCUCAAUCCCAGCAUAGAGACACUCUGCAGCGCAAGCGUGGUCGUACCUGAGCUCUUUGACUCGUGCUGGGAAGCUAUCCGCCAUCUCGUCAACAGUCAUCUGACCAACAACACAAUCGUCUCGCUCUACGACCUCUUGCGAGACAGCAAGCCGAACCGCAUCAGCGCGGUCAAGGGUGGAAUCGUAUUUCUCCAGCGACUACUUGAGGAAGAGCCAGAGAAAACAAAGACAUACAAUCUGACAAUCAACUCUGUGAUGAAGUCGUACCGCGCCGCGAUGAAGUUCCAGCAAAACAUAGCGAUCGAUCUUGCCGUCUGCAGUAGCAUGGCUGCUUUGAUCAUGAACGACGAGACGUACAAGAUGAUUAGUUACGACGACUACAAGUCGGACGACUCGCCCUUGACUGUCAUCAUGAACUCUGCGAGCCGAGUCACUCUCCCGCUCAGCGACGACUACAGAGCACAGUCUACCAGAGAGACCGAGGCUUCGAACGCAAUCAUGACACUCGUUCAACAGAUCAUGGUUAAGCUGUACUACUCUUACACGUCCGAGUCGUUCUUCGGGCCAUCGGACGUACUCAUGAGCUUUUUCUUGCAUGUAAACACAUAUGCCCAUCAGGAGAUUGCAGAGACGGUCGUUGAUUUCUACGAGCGCGAGUAUCUUUGCUUUCCCUCCUCGAGUGGGUGGGAGGCAAACUCCUCUGCUCUAUUAGAAUCAUACUUUGGUAACCAGGCGCGCCCUUACGCACUGCGACUGCGAGUCAUGCGCCAUAUGGAGACAGUGUACAAGGUUGCCAGAGAAGUCUGCGAGGAAGACGUGGUCGACCGGUUCCUGCACCGAAUAUUUGACACCAUCGGCACAGAGACCGACAUGAACAUCCUAGCGCAGGUCGUCGAUUUCGGUGUCGAAGUGGCUUCUACAAACAACGUCGCCGCGUUCGAGAAGCUAGUCGAGAAUUUCUACAAGUGUAUGCAGCUGCAGGCUUCCAGACGAUCACAAGAGCCUUCGGCAUCAGACGGAAUACUUUCCUCUGGCUCAACUGCGAGACAAGCGUCAGCGCGCUUCGCUCGCCCGACGUCGCAGUCCACCAAUCCCCUUCUCUCGGUCUCUCGCGCGCGGGCAAACUCGGCUUCGAAGCAAACCCCAGACCUGGCUAUGACUCCAGCCAAGAGCAAUCAAGUGACGGCAUCGCAGAUCAUUGCCCGUGCGUUUGUCAUUAUGUUUAUCAACGCGCUCGAGAAAUCUGGCGAGAAAUGCGGAAUAAUGUAUCGCCAUCUGCUGCGGAUCGCCGGCGCGUCUUCGAAAUGGGACGCGCGGACGAUCUUGAUUGUGUUUAACCUGCUGUUUCGGAUUAGAGUCAACUCAGCUUCGCGCGUCAUGCUCUUGCAUCCAACUGAUAUGGAUGGGUUUGCAGAAUCACUGGGCCGCUAUAAACCGACGAUGACGCCGGAAGCGAUCGAGAAAGCAUUGUGGCUGUAUCCCGAGGACCCGAUGGUUCUAGGCGCUUCUCUUCCUCCUCGAGCCAGUUACUUUGUCACAAUCAUGGGCACUGACACGAGACUUCAGCAGGAGGAGAAAUGCGACAUUUCCGAAGGCGCAGAGUUUGGCCCGCGGCAGCAGUGCGAGGAGGUCGUGAUCGACCGCCGGCGCGGAACCGCGGUGCUGAACAUGUCUAGCUGGCUUGCGAUCGUCACCGACAUUCUCCGCGAAGGAGCAGAUUGGGAGGUGUACUCGUUCGUAAUUGCGUUCAUGCCGCCGCAGAUUUCGAACGUGCAGCUCUUUGUGCAUUCGAGAGAGGAGAUGCGCGAGCUGCGAUCGGUGCUGUGUGAGCAGAUCGCGGUGCGGGUUACGCAGACGCAGUUUGGUGAGAAAGUCGCAAAGGCGGAUGUGCAGGUGUGUUUUAUCAGAUCGAUGUCGUCGGUGAUCGCGUACCACUCGUUCUUCUCCAAAGCCGAGCAGGACACGAUUGUGAAAUCCGUGCUGCUCGGGCUCGGCGCGCACGAGAAAGUCGCGGCGGCAGUGGUGCACUGUCUGCUGAUGUGCUGCCACGAGUUCCCGAUCUCGAUCAAGCGGGUUCUGUCGCAGAUCUUCACGUCGUUCCAGACCAAGAUCACAAACUCGGCGCUCAGCGUGCAUAUUCUUGAGUUUUUGUCGGCGUUGGCGAGGAUCCCGUCGCUGACGUCUAAUUUCACACAGGACGACUUCAAGCGCGUGUUUGCGAUGGCGUUCAAGUACGUCGAGCAUGCGAAUGACAUGUCGUCUACGAUUGGAACGGAUGAGGUGCAAAACUCGAAUAACAGAGUGCUUUCUCAGUACCUGAUUGCUCUGGCGCACAACGUGGUGACCACCUGGUUUUUGACUAUGAAGAUGACUGAUCGCUGCGACCUGGCGCCGUUCAUCAUGCGCGGGCUGUUGCUGGCUAACAGCAACCGGCCGACGGCCAUUCCCGAGUCUGGAAACGAGUCCAGGCCAAGCGAUGAGCGCACAUGGGCCUCGAUCGAUUUGAUUACGCGGUUCAUGUACUCCGAGACCGAGCUUAAGAUGCAGGAUGUAUUCAAGGGUAUCGGCGGUGGCAAAAAAUCUUCUGAGGUGGUGGGAAAUAUCUGGGUGCAUGGCCUGAGCAUCGUGUCUAUUGAGUCGUUCCUAAAGACUGGGAUCUCGCAGGUUGUGGUGCGUCGGCCGACAGGUACUACUUCGUUUAGUUUGCUGCCGGAUCAUAGCAUGCUGCCGGCGUGGAAAGAUAGUCUUGAGAGUCCAAUCACGAGCUUUCCGGACGACUUUUCAGCCGACGACCAACUCGCGCUCCUGCCGCCGUAUUUCUUCACCGAGCUCGUGGCGCCGCCAGAGAUGCAGUCCUCGAUCACGCCGACGCUUGUGUCGAACCCUGCCGAUCCGGCGAUUGUGCGCGCGCUGCAGAUGUACGACCGCACGCCGGUAGUUGAGUUUCACAAGAUUGGGAUUAUCUACAUGGGACUUAAUCAGACGUCUGAGCAGGAGAUCCUCGCGAACGCGGUCGGGUCGAAAGCAUAUCUUGAUUUCCUGGACGGGAUGGGACAGUUGAUUCGGCUCAAGGGGAAUAAACAGGUGUACACGGGUGGUCUGGAUACCGAGGGCGAUGUGGACGGGGAGUACGCGUAUGCGUGGAAAGAUAAGAUCACCCAGGCUAUCUUCCACUGCACGACGUUGAUGCCAAGUCGUCGGCGGAGCGUGAACGGCCGGAGCGAAUCGACCGAGAACCUGGGCGAGCCGCUGUACGACGACGAGAGCCUGUCGAACAAGAAGCGACAUAUCGGAAAUAACUUUGUGAAUAUCUACUGGAAUGAGUCCGGGCGGCCGUUCAAUUUUGAUAUGAUUCGAAGCCAGUUCAAUUUCAUCAAUAUUGUGAUCUCGCCACAUACCAAGGCCGCGUCGUCGUUUGCUCCGGACUCGUCCGUGGCGUCUGCGUUACUUGGGACGGGAAGUAGUGCGGUGAAGGGCUUUGAUUUCUUCAAAGUCAGAGUAUACGUCAAGCCCGAGGCGGACAAGUCUGCGUUGUUUGCGCCGGCGUCGCAUCUAAAGUUGAUUGGCAAGAACUCCUUGCCGUUCUUUGUGCGCAACAUGGCGUUGAACGCGGAUAUCUUUUCGUUUGUGUGGCAUAUGCAUCCCGGGGACGAGUACUUGAGUAACUGGCAGUACAGGGUGCGGCAGACAAAGUUGCUCAAGGAGCGGAUUGAUAAGAUUAGAGAGAAGGAGGAGCGGGAGGCGGCGGAGAAGGCAAAGGCAGGCGAUGCUUGAUUCAUUUGUACAUAUUGAGAAUUGUUUUUUUUGAAUAUUUUCAGUGUUUUGGAAUAUUUGGUAUUAUUUUUUGA
Molecule: messenger RNA, 4855 nt
Organism: Myxozyma melibiosi
Lineage: Eukaryota; Fungi; Ascomycota; Lipomycetes; Lipomycetales; Lipomycetaceae
Exons: 3
Coding region: 174-4781 (1535 amino acids)
Biological process (GO): regulation of small GTPase mediated signal transduction; positive regulation of GTPase activity; negative regulation of TOR signaling
Cellular component (GO): nucleus; cytoplasm; TSC1-TSC2 complex
Molecular function (GO): GTPase activator activity
Source: RefSeq, a predicted model, not a curated record